UAGAAAAUAGCACGCCAUCCAUACUACCGUACUAUAUAGCAUGCAUACUAGAUCCAUCAUCCAUACCAUACUGUACCACCUCUAUAGUACUCUGGCAUUUUAAAUGUAGGCAACACAGCUACGCAUCCUGUGUGCUGUCCUUGGCAGUGCCUGUGCAAAAACUAGCUCGCCAUUCAUAAGAUCAGAUUGACAUCAGAUAUCUGUUUUUUUUCCCUCUCUCUCUCUCUCUUCCUUUUCUCACUGCCAAAAAACCCCAAAACAAAAACAGCUGAUCUGAAAACAGCACUGCAGCUCCAAGAAGCUGCAGUGCAGAAAGAACAGGGCGAGUGGAACAGAAUGAAGUCCAACUUAGAAAAAAAAAGAUGAGGGAGGAAUGAUGAGUGGAUGAGAGAGAGAGAGAGAGAGAGAGAGAGAGAGAAAGGGAGAGAGACAGAGCGAGAGAAAGGGAGAGAGAAUGUCGGGCAGCCAGAGGAGAAAAGUUGAGUUAGAGCCAGAUUUUCUUCAGCACUGAGACGGAGGCUCGUGUGUUUAGUCUGCAGUAAAAGAAAGCGCACUGCUGUUCUGCUGUUCUGCUGUCCCGGGAUAGAGUGUGUGUGUGUGUGUGUCUGUGUGUACGUGUGCAUGUGUGUGUGUGUGCGUGUGUGUGUUCUAUGACUGACGGUGUGAGUCUGCACGUGUGCUAGAACAUCAGGAGCAGAAGAGCACCGGUAUAUAUCCUGAAGACGAUUUCACUUUUAGAUCGUACUGUCCUCUGGAAUUCUCUCUAUAGGACACAGAGAGAGAGUUACCUGAGCAUCGGAAGAGCCUCUUAUAAAGAGCCUACACACACACACACACACACACACACACACACACACACACACACAUAUAGUAAACACACACACGACCCGGGAUCUUUCCUCAUAAACUGGAACUUCUGCUAGGACACCCUUGCACCUUGCACCAAACUCUGAAGGAAGCACCCAGAGUUCUUGGAAAAUAUACCACGGUGUGAUCCAGGUGUGCACCCAAACCACCAAGGCCUUGGAGACGGAAAUUCUGGGAGACGGACAGAAUACUAAGGAGCGGAGAACAGAGAGCGGAAGAGAAACGUUGGAACGGACUGUGAGAUGGAGAUCCUGAAAGGAAGAAGGUUCCUGCCAGAAAGGAGCUCCGUCAGCCUUCUCCUGCUUGUCAUGUUCAGUGUGUAUGGUACAUUGGAGGCACUGGAGAUGAACACCGGUAAGGUCCCCUUUUUGGAGGCGGUGAAUGGUAGUGACGUCCUGCUGCCCUGCAUCUAUGCCAGUUGCAUCGGCAUCGAGAAACUGUACGUCAAAUGGGAGUUCAAUGACAACGGCACCAUGGUAAAGGUGAUGGACUCCGUGGUCCCAACGGAUCACGCAGAGCCAGUGAACAAGCACAUUUACCGGGAGCGUGUGGCAUUCAUGGGUGCCAGUAAGACAAACAAUGUGUCCAUUAUGAUCUGGAAUGUGACCUUCGAGGACGCUGGCCAGUACACGUGCUUCGGCAAGAACCCCAAAGAGAUGGGCAAGAACCACAGUGCCAUCUUCACACUCUACGUGGUGGAUGAACUACGGGUUGUGGAUAACACUCUGACCAUGAUCAUCGUGUCGUGUGUGGGAGGAGGCAUAGCUCUGCUGGUGAUCUUCAUGCUGCUCAAGAACCUCACGCUCUUCGUCCUUGCCAAGGUCGAGGAGAAAAAUAAGGAGUGCCUCGUCUCCUCAGGGAUCGAUAAUACGGAAAACGGACUGUCCGGCUCCAAAGUGACACCCAAACCUACGCCAAAGAAAGCCUGA
Ictalurus furcatus (blue catfish) is the source of this 1796-nucleotide messenger RNA. It is a transcript of the gene scn4bb, whose product is annotated as sodium channel, voltage-gated, type IV, beta b. Gene Ontology annotation, molecular function: sodium channel regulator activity; transmembrane transporter binding. Gene Ontology annotation, cellular component: voltage-gated sodium channel complex; membrane. Lineage: Eukaryota; Metazoa; Chordata; Actinopteri; Siluriformes; Ictaluridae. The transcript has 6 exons. The coding region runs from base 1110 to 1796 and encodes 228 amino acids. The record is from RefSeq and is a predicted model, not a curated record. Gene Ontology annotation, biological process: regulation of sodium ion transmembrane transporter activity; regulation of ventricular cardiac muscle cell membrane repolarization; cardiac muscle cell action potential involved in contraction.